Neoarius graeffei (lesser salmon catfish) is the source of this 4213-nucleotide messenger RNA. RefSeq names its product basal cell adhesion molecule (Lutheran blood group) (gene bcam). The transcript is spliced from 16 exons. Lineage: Eukaryota; Metazoa; Chordata; Actinopteri; Siluriformes; Ariidae. The record is from RefSeq and is a predicted model, not a curated record. The coding region runs from base 131 to 1927 and encodes 598 amino acids. Gene Ontology annotation, cellular component: plasma membrane.
GAGCGCAGAGGCAGCGGGUGAGUGUGCGUGUGUGCGCGUGUGAGAGAGAGAGAGAGACGCAGAGUAAGAGCGGACUUCACACAGCCGAGUAUUCAAGAGAAGAAAGAAGUGGAGUAGUUGGAAAGUGAUCAUGGAGAGGAUGAUAUCAGGACUCAUGUGGCUCGCCUGCGUCCCACUCUUCUUUACACUGCACGUGUCUCUGGCUUCAGUGUCCGUGAACGUGACUGCGACAGUUGAUGUGAUUAAAGGAGAAACCGCCCGGCUGCCCUGCACCUACACCACCACCGGGACCAUGACCGUGGUCCAGUGGUUCAUUGAGUCCGCAGACAUACGGACACGAGUAGCUUUCAGGUCAUCCACAGACACAGGCCUUGAUGAAAACACGGCAGUAACAGGCCGUGUCACCAUGGAAGAUGAUAUGACCCUGGUCAUCUCUCCAGUUCACGUGUCGGAUGAGAGGAGCUUCUUCUGCCAGGUGAAUGGAGGACCCGUGGGUACCUCAGAGGCUGAGACCAAACUCAAGGUGUUCUUUGCUCCAGAAAAGCCAGUGGUGUCUGAAAAUAAACAACCCAUUCCUUUAAGCCAAGACAACGUUGUUGACCAUCAGGUGGGCAAAUGCACAAGCAACAAUGGUUUCCCUAAACCUCGUAUCGUCUGGUUUAAUGACUCCAACCCUCUGCCAGACACACCAGAUCCUAUAACUGAGAGACAUUACGUGGUCCCGAGGACGGUCAAGGAGUCCUCAGGUCUCUUCACGAUCAGCAGCACUCUGUACCUCAAACCCAAUAAGAUGGAUGCCAAGUCAGUGUUCCACUGCACUGUGGUGUACAAGAUGCCGAACGGGAAGACCGGAAAUAAAAACUCUGAUCCUUUCAACCUCACGCUGCUCUACCCAUCGGAGAACGUGUUCUUCACACUUUUGAACACAUCACCGAUUAAAGAGGGAGAUGAGGUUAAGAUGAAAUGUGAGACGGAUGGGAACCCUCAGCCUCAAUUCGAUUUCAUUAAAAAUGACGUGAUGCUCCAGAGUGGCCCGGAAUUGUUAGUUUUGCACAAUGUCACUCGCAACAGCUCUGGUACCUACAAGUGUGAGGCAAUGGACUUUGAUGCUAUUGGUGUUAACCUGACCAAGAUCCUCACCAUCAAUGUGCACCACCUGGACCCAGUGUCUGUGGAGCCACCCAGCCCUUUGAUGAUUAAUAAAGGUGGUCCCAUUGAGCUUCAAUGCAUGACCAAGGCUUCUGAUGAGUACACCCUGUUAUGGAUGAAGGAUGGUAAGCAGCUGUCCAAGGAUGGUACCCUGAAUCUGCAGUCUGCAGAUUUGGACAGUGCUGGCGAGUAUGUGUGUAUUGCCUCAGUCCCCUCAGUGCCGGGUCUGCAAAAGCAAGCAAAUAUCACAGUAAUCAUCUCAGGUCAGCCUGAGAUUGAUGAACCUAUGACAGGAAAGGUUGCAAGGCAGGGAGAUAUGGUCACUCUCAGUUGUUCUGCUAAAGGCUAUCCUAAUCCACAGUUCAUCUGGAAUCCCUCUGGCAAACAGUCAGUAAAUGUAAAAGGGAAUAAGAUCACUAGCACAAACACCCUGGAGGUCACAGCUACUGUUCUCAAAGAAGGCGUUACUUGUGAAGCAACCAAUCAGCACGGUACAGACAGCAAGAAGUUCAGAGUCGAACUUGAUUCAGGCAACGUAAUCAAUACAAACGACGGUGCAAAAGCUGGCAGUCAACAAGAUGGAUCCAAAGGAGUGGUGGUCGCAGUGUUGGUGUGUGUGCUGCUGUUGCUCCUGCUGGUGGCUAUUCUUUAUUUCUUCGGUAAGAAGGGCAGGACGGCCUGUCGUAAGAAGAAGAAGGAAGCUGCAUCCGGGGAGGAGAUGAAAUCCAGCGAGAAGCCCAAUGAGGGGUCGGGGCUGCUUAAUAAACCCCAAGUAUGAGUGAUAUGAGAGAAGAAUGUGGAGGAAGACAAAUCAUCUGAGGAAUUGAAGAGCAGCAGGGGUGCUUGUGUAUGUGUGGGGGUGUGUGGGGGGGGGUUGUUUUUUUUUCACUCUCUCUGACUGAGGUACCAACCUGAAGCAGAUAUAUUUGAGCUGUAAAUUUUGUUUAGGGUUGGGUUGGGGGAGGCAGAUGGGGUUAGAAACAGCAGGUGGGGUUUGACAUAGUGGUUGGGGUUAUGGACAGUGGGUUUAAACAUUUUUUUGUAAAGGUGGUCUUCUCUUUCUUUUAUGGGGGGUAAAUUUAAAACGCUGUCUUGUAUUUUUUUUUUUUUUUCCUAAAAUGAGAAUCCAAUCAUUGUCCACUGAUCAUGACACUACUCUGUGGAAAAGAAAGAAAGCAUUGGAAACUCAAUCCAGCACCGGGUCUACUGCCAAAUUUCUUUUCUACCCCAGUAUCCAGAUCUUUUAAUUAAAUCACUGUGCCACUGGAUUGAGCUUUCACCUGUGCACUAGUUUUUUCAACUUAAUCUGCAGACACUUUGACACUGCACUUACUUCCUGUCUGUUCUUUCACAGUUCUUCUCACUGAAAGUGCACUGACACCUCUUGAUCAACUUUAUAAACACUCCUCAUAACCAGACUGUACACUUUGUCCUGUACAAAUUGCCUGACUAUGGACUUGCAUGUUACCGAAAAUAGCCUGUCUCUCUUUUUCUCUCAACGUUGUAUGUAUAGCUAAAUGUUUGCUUUUUUAAAAAAAAAAAAUCUGUAUUACAUGGUAGCUUCUUAUACAGCACUCUCAAUCCAUCUGUAAAGUUUGUUCAAACCAAAUGCUUGGAGGUGCCAUGUAGCGAGUGAUUAGAAAGUGAGAAAUACAAGGUCACGACACUGAAUGCUCUGACAUGUACAGGAUAAAAAAAUGAGUCACUUUUUUUUUAAUAUCCCCCGCUGGCUGAAAGGCCUGAAGGGGGAUUAUGUCGUGGCGAUUUCCGUCCGUCCGUCCGUCCCGGGAAGGGUACUCACCUUCUGAAAUCAACUCUUCUCACAAUUUUUGGAGGAAUUUCACGAAACUUGGCAGGAUUCUUUGUUAUAUGUCGGUAAUACACAUAUUGUAAUUUCGUUAAAUUGGGUCACAUUUUACCAGAGUUACAGCCCUUGAUUAACAAAAUGAUACUUUGACAAUUUCAUGAGUAUGUUUUCCUUCUGAAAUCAACUCCUCUCACAAUUUUUGGAGGAAUUUCAUGAAACUUGGCAAAAGGCAUUGUUGUAUGUCAUUAGUACACAUAUUGUUAUUUUGUUCAAAGCGGUCACAUUUUACCAGAGUUGUGGCCCUUGAUUAACAACCUUGUACUUUCACAAUUUCAUGAAGGUGUGUUUUCCUUCUGACCAUCAACUCCUCUCACAAUUUUUGGAUGAAUUUCUCAAAGCUUGGCAAAAGGCCUUGUUAUAUGACGGAAAUACACAUAUUGCGAUUUAAUUUUGUUUGUGAAAAUUUUAGCAGAGUUUUGACCCUUGAUUAAAUAACUUGUACUUUGACAAUUUCAUGAGGGUGUAUGUUCUUCUGAAAUCAACUCCUCUCAUAAUUUGUGGAGUAAUUUCACCAAACUUGGCAAAAUGCUUUGUUAUAUGACAGUUAUAUGAAUAUUGAAAUUUCAUUUAAUUUGGGCAAAUUUUACCAGAGUUAUGCCCUUGAUUAAUAACAAACUUGAACUUUGGCAAUUUCGUCAAGGUGUGCUUGCUUUCUGAAAUCAACUUCCUUCACAAUUUUUAUUAUCCCCCACUGGCCAAAAGGCCCAAAGGGGGAUUAUGUUGUGGCGAUGUAUGUCCGUCCGUCCUGGAAAGGGUACUCACCUUCUGAAAUCAACUCCUCUCACAAUUUUUGGAGGAAUUUCAUGAAACUUGCCAGGAUUCUGUGUUAUAUGUCAGUAAUACACAUAUUGCAAUUUUGUUCAGUUCAGUUGCAUUUUACCAGAGUUAUGGCAUAGUUGCCAGCGGGGGAUAUUGUGCUCUCAGAGCACUCUUGUUUUUUCACCCUGUGACCUUGUGUUUUGUGUUUUUUCUUUCUUUUUUUUUUUUCCUGAAUCUGGAUGCCUCAGGGCAACCUGCUCAUGUUCAAAGAGUUUGUUCAGUCGAGUAAUUUAAACAGCUGAGGAGAAAAACACGGAACUCUUCUCUAACUAGAUAAUUAGACUUUAAAGCUGAGUUACAUGUCCAUGCACAGUAUUAAGAAGAAGACAUGCUGUUGUUUUUCUUGGGUGUGUAUGUAUUAAGCUGUGAGAAGUGGAA